Penicillium pulvis is the source of this 1413-nucleotide messenger RNA. RefSeq lists its product as uncharacterized. The record is from RefSeq and is a predicted model, not a curated record. NCBI's taxonomy places the organism in Eukaryota, Fungi, Ascomycota, Eurotiomycetes, Eurotiales, Aspergillaceae. Gene Ontology annotation, molecular function: carbohydrate:proton symporter activity. Gene Ontology annotation, biological process: carbohydrate transport; transmembrane transport. The coding region runs from base 1 to 1413 and encodes 470 amino acids. Gene Ontology annotation, cellular component: membrane. The transcript has 8 exons.
AUGUUGAAGUUUUUCUCAUCCUCAUCAUGGCUAUCGGUCCUGUUGAUACUCUGCUCAUGUAUCACCUCUGCGACAAUUGGCUACGAUGGCUCUUUGAUGAACGGCCUCAAUAUUCUCCCAGCAUAUAACAACUACUUCAAUUUUGAUGCAGCCCUCACAGGGUUGUCAACGGCGACGCUCUAUAUUGGAGGAUUCAUUUCAGGAGCGACAUGGGCCCAUUUCACAGACUACUUCGGCCGCAAGUGGGCAAUGUUCUGGGCGGCCAUGAUCGCUAUCCUAGCUACAAUUGUCACUACCACCGCACAGAAUGCCACGAUGUUUAUUGUUGGGAGAGUCCUUGCAGGGUACGGGGUGGGGGCUUCUGCUGUUGCAGCACCGACCUACCUCGCUGAAACGCUUCCAUACAAGUGGCGCGCAUGGGGACUUGGUCUGAUCAAUGACUCUUAUUACAUUGGAGGUCUUGUCGCUGCUGGUGUGACUUAUGGCACCUCAUCUAUGGGCGACACCACUUGGGCCUGGCGUAUUCCGUCGGCCAUACAAGCUGCGUUCAGUGUCCUCUGCAUUUUGAUUCUUCCCUUUAUCCCCGAGUCCCUCGUUGGCUUAUAUACAUGGAUCGCCACGAAGAUGCGCGAAAGCAUCGUGGAUGCCUUCGAGUAUGAGAAAAACGCAAGAAACAUAAGCUUCUUUGCGGCUUUGAAAGGCGCUUCUUCUCGCAAGAGGCUCCUCCUAGCAUCCAGCACGGCAUUGUUUAGCAUCAUCACAGGCAACAUGAUAGCAAGCUAUUAUCUCGGAUCCUUUUUAACUAGUGCAGGUAUUCCAAACACAAAUACGCAACUGCAAAUCAACAUUAUAUUGAACUGUUUCUGCCUCGUCUGCGCUCUCGUCGGUACCUGGUUCUCCGACAAGAUUGGCCGCAGAGAGAGCGCUCUCAUCUCAACAAUCCUCGCGACAAUCUGUCUCUUCCUCGUUGGAGUGCUGUCAAAAUUCUACGGUACAACACAUGACACUAGCGGUAUUUAUGGAACAAUUGCCAUGAUUUUCCUUUUCAUGGGCUCAUACUCAUUUGGGUGGACACCUCUACUGUACCUCUAUCCUCCGGAGGUUUUGAAUUAUCAAAUACGUGCUACGGGAAUGGGCCUGAUGAAUGUGGUAAUGAAUGGGGCUGCAUUGCUCAUGCUAUUUGCUCUGCCUUUCGCGUUGCAGUCUAUUGGCUGGCGAACAUAUAUGAUAAAUGCAGCAUGGGAUGUUCUUAUUGUUGUUUUCAUCUACUUUUGCUGGGUUGAGACCAAAGGGAAGACUCUGGAAGAAGUGGACUUCCUUUUCAUUGGAAAUAGGCCUAUUUCAACUUCAGGGUUGGAAAAGGAGGCGACUGGUGAUGAAGAGAAGGAUCUGGAAGUUGAACAUUUUAACUAG